Messenger RNA from Chaetomium fimeti, 1009 nucleotides. RefSeq lists its product as uncharacterized. The record is from RefSeq and is a predicted model, not a curated record. The transcript is spliced from 2 exons. Bases 109 to 789 code for a protein of 226 amino acids. NCBI's taxonomy places the organism in Eukaryota, Fungi, Ascomycota, Sordariomycetes, Sordariales, Chaetomiaceae.
CCGCCGUUGCAGAUCGAGGAAGGUGAAUCUUGGUUUUUGCAGUUGCAUGUGAUGAGAAUGGCUAUCCCGCGUCCGGCAUGAUCCUUGCAUGUAAGUACCUACAUACACAUGCACCUCGUCGUAAGUCGACAACCGCCAGGUUCUGGCACAAUGCCGAGAUUACUACCUACCUCCCGAGCAGAGCACAGGCGGAUGCAUUCCCCCUCGAAACGUGGUUGGCCGACUAAUUUACGGAAUCGGUCGGCGCCUGGCCUUGCAUGUGCCAAGUUGAUAACCGGCGAAUCCCACCGUGCCGAACAAUCCGGGGUGGUUCUGUUGUGUGUAUAUCAGUGGGGAAUCAGGGGGGGCAGCGCCUCUGGGACGCAGCGCCGAGCGCACAGCGAAUGCUUCGUGUGGACAUCCAUACCACGCAGUUGCGGCGGAGGGCAGACUCUUGGUGGUUUCGGACAUUCAACACAGUUACAUACACGGACACCUGUCUCACCAACGCUCCCUCGCGGCCCAGAACCUCUGUUUAACCGCUGUUUUAACCGCGUAAUCCUGACCUCGAGACCGUUGGUUUUCCAACAGGUUCAGCUGCAGCCUGCAGGCAAUCGAGCCCGGAACGGAAGGUGGCAACCAAAUAUGGACAGAACAACAGUCGCCACGGGGAACGCUGACGGCGUCCGUCCCUCGAAGCGCGCAGGUCGAGAAGCCAACCAACAGUCCCACGCCAACAACGAUACCAUUACCAGCACACACGAAGCAUCCGCCCACAUCCAGAACGCCUGCCCUGUCUACACAACUUGAAGUUGGGGAGGAUUCACCCCAGCGGCAACGCACUGAACACACACGCAGUAGAGACGACGCCCGCCCCGUGACCUGGUGCCGACGCCGCCACACACAUCAUAUCAUGCAGUCGAAAGAGCAUGGAAGCAUCGCCAUUUCUGAUUCCCCACCUGAUCCGCCGGCCCCUCCCCGAACGGACGAUGGAGCAGCAAAGGAGAUCGAUGGCCAGGAGAACCACCCA